Molecule: messenger RNA, 1383 nt
Organism: Epithele typhae
Lineage: Eukaryota; Fungi; Basidiomycota; Agaricomycetes; Polyporales; Epitheliaceae
Exons: 7
Coding region: 1-1383 (460 amino acids)
Source: RefSeq, a predicted model, not a curated record
AUGCUACCUUCUUUCAAGCCCACCCUCAGCUGGAUUAAAGGUGACAUGGCCAAAGACCACUCCAGGAACUCUAGCGGGAACCCACGGGCCGCUGUGGGACCGCAGGCUAACAAAGCUAAGCAGGGAAAGAGCGACCCGACGAAAUUGGACACGAAGGAGAGCUCGAUCCAGCAGACAUCCGCCCGGAUUCAAGUCACGCCGCCAUCCCCUCCACUCAGCCCUGAAGAGAAACGGGCCACGCUUCCCAAAACCCCGUGCGGCGAUGGCACGACAACAAACGGCCAGGCCGAGACGAACCAGGCCGAGCGCCAGUUACCCAGCGCGGACGCGGCGGCUGUAGCCGUGUCUGAACUUUUGGGAAAUAUGACGGGGACCUUGGACACGCUGAGGAAGACGUUCGAGGUCCUACAAAUACAGACAGAACGCGUGGCGGCACUGGGUCCGAUGGUCGGCGCGAUGAACGAUAUCCGCCUGGUGAAGUCAGACCUGACGCAGCAGCACAUCCACCAAGAUCACAGAAUGGAGCAGGUGCGCACAGAGGUUCAAGAAAAAGUCAAAGCGCAUGUGCGGGAGAGCUUGCGCCCGCGCGUCCCCGAACUCGUUGCAGAGAUCGUCAGGAGGGAGGUGGCAGAACGGGUGCGGCGCGAGUUGAAGGAGAAGAUACCUGAGCGCACGCGAGAGCAGCUACGAGCGUACAAGAUGCAGGUGUUGGAAGCCAAGAUGCGCCUUCACAAUUCAGAGGCACGGAGGGCCAACGCUCUCAUCCGCAGCUCCGCACUGCACGAACCCCUCAAGCCACUUCUCCGCCCGCUCGGAGUUCCCCAACCCCCGCUGUCGCCGACGGCGACGACAGCAUGUGGCUCCACACGCGCCACAGUUGGUGGCGUAGCCCCAACCCCUCCCGCGACCCUCAAGACUAAGGCCGGAAAGCAUCUCACAGUCGACACGGCCGCACAUGGCACCGGGGAAGACGAUGCGGAAAUGCCAUCGAGUUCACCUCUCUUCCCCCGUGACCUCGCCACGCUCGUCCAGCUCGGGGCGGACGAGGCACGUGCCCUAGUCAGGGAUUAUGGGCUCGUUGAGGAUGUGGACGAAGAAGAGGAGGCAAUGAAGGCCAGCGUCGGCAAGGGACUGCGGGGUGGUUCGGGAGCUGGGAAGAAGGGACGCCCCGUCAGCGGACUCACCGGCCUCAGCGAUGCAUCCGACUGGGCAGGGCGCGAAGGCUCGCGCGAGGACCACCUGAAUCGGUUCAUGAAGUAUAUCGGGGUCGGCUUCCAAGUCCUGCCAGCUGCCGGCCGAGUUGUUACGCUGGGCGGUGGCAGCGGGGCAGCGACGAUUGGGUCCCCGCUCAUCGAGCGGCCCGAAUGGGCAUUCGUACGGUGA